Molecule: messenger RNA, 933 nt
Organism: Akanthomyces muscarius
Lineage: Eukaryota; Fungi; Ascomycota; Sordariomycetes; Hypocreales; Cordycipitaceae
Exons: 8
Coding region: 1-933 (310 amino acids)
Source: RefSeq, a predicted model, not a curated record
AUGCAAAACGUCAUGGAGAUUAUCCACCUGCCCAAGACGCACCUGGGCGAGGGCAGCGCCGUGAGCCUCGUCGCGCUCGGCUCCGUCCUCCUCGUGCUGAGCACGCAGGCGGUGGCGCUGCGCUUCUGGGCGCGAAAACGCACCGCCGCCCAGCUUCUGCUCGACGACUGGCUGAGCCUCCCAGCAUGGAUGACCUUUGUGGCUGCGACGUCUCUCGUCUUCUUCUGCGUCGGUGUUCAUGGGCUAGGAUACCCAAAGAUGGUGCUCAUUCCCGAGGUGCCUUCGCGCAUGACAAAGGCUGUCGCACAGUCUACCAUUGCCAUAAACUGUCUCUCCAUUCUCUGCUUCGGCAUCACCAAGGCCAGCGCGCUGCUCUUCUACCUGCGCCUCUUCUGCGUCGACGGCAAGCACCCGACCCUCCGCAAGGUCAUCCUCGUCGCCCUGCCGGUGGUCACCGUGUGGACGCUCGUGUUCGAGCUCAUGACCAUCUUCCAGUGCGGCACCCACUUUAGCGCGCCGUGGGACGGCACGAAGCUCAAGUACUGCACCUGGUCGUACCCGUCGAUUCAGGGCGUGGCCGUGUCCAACGUGCUGCUGGACCUGUUUGUGGUGGCGCUCCCGAUUUAUCCGAUUACGAAACUGGCGACCUCGCAAAAGAGCAAAAUUGCUAUUGCUGGCGUCUUCCUCAUUGCUUUGGUUGGCGUCGCCGCAUCGAUCGCGCGCCUUGCCAUUGUAGAGCACAUCAUUAAAAUCGGUCGCGCGGUGGUAAACGAAGAUAUGGAGUAUUACAUGUCCAAAGCAGUCUUCUACUUUGUCCUCGAGACCGGCGUCACCGUCACCGUCUUGAACCUGCCUCCGAUCUGGACAGCCCUCGGCAGAGACGCCCGCCUCUUGAGCAACUUUGCGAACCUCGAAGACGAUGAAAGCAAUUAA